AGAAAGGAACUCUUGAAAAUUGAGUUGAAAACAUAGAAAACACUUUGAAGGAAUUGAUAGCUUCCUCUCAAUCUCUUCAAGCAACCUUAGUCGUAAUGGUGCCUUUGGCAACUAAUUCUUUGUUUGAAGGAAAUGUUCCUGUGGCAAAUGUCCUUAUUGCCACAUUUACUUUAACUCUUGGAAAGGAGCCAAUGUCAUCUAGUCCUCCAAAUUUGACUGUUAUUGGAGCUUCUGGGAUAAAACCACUUGUCCUUACUCUUCUAAAUGCUAGUGUCGCUACAACUCAAUAUAAUGAAAAUGAUCAAGUUGGGACUCAAAUUGUUAAAUCAAUCAUAAAGGAUGAUGAUGGGAAUCCAGACAACAACAUAUCUACUACGUCAUGUGAUCCGUUACACAGCCAAGGAGGUCCAGUCACGCGAGCUAGGGCUAAGAAGAUGCGUGAAGCUUUAAAUGGCCUUAUUGAGCAGAUCUGGGUUGAAAACAACAUACAACAAGCAAAUCGAAACUUGGAUGAUUAUCAAGGCAUGGUAAACAUCAUUCAGGUUCAAGAGAAGCUUAGUUGAGGUCAUUUGCAUGGAAUUACACAGUUUGCGUCAAAAUCGCACAAUUCUGCCGCAACUUGUAGCAAACUGAUAUUUCGUGUUAUUUUAGGUUAUUUUUAGUGAUUGUCACGUUUUUUUGUAUUAUUUUUGGGCUGAACAUUUGCUUAUUUGAAGCCCAAUUCGUGGUUAUUAGGUUUAGGCCUUAGGGUGUUAAUUUCCUAUUCUGAUUAGGAUUUGUUUUCUCUAUUUAAAGGGCUUGUAAC
Messenger RNA from Rubroshorea leprosula, 805 nucleotides. Lineage: Eukaryota; Viridiplantae; Streptophyta; Magnoliopsida; Malvales; Dipterocarpaceae. The record is from the annotation of a GenBank genome assembly.